Molecule: messenger RNA, 408 nt
Organism: Colletotrichum navitas
Lineage: Eukaryota; Fungi; Ascomycota; Sordariomycetes; Glomerellales; Glomerellaceae
Exons: 3
Coding region: 1-408 (135 amino acids)
Source: RefSeq, a predicted model, not a curated record
AUGUCCAAGUCCAAGGCUCCCCUCUACCUCGGCCUCACUGCCGCCGGUGGUGUCGGCUACUACCUCUACAGUGCUGGCGGUAACCCGAAGGCCGCCGAGGCCAAGUUUGAGAGCGACGUUCACAAGGCUUCCGCCGAGGUCAAGUCGCACCUUCCCGGCGGCCGCACCCCCGACGCCCAGAACAAGGGCGCUCAGGUUGGUGCGAAGCUUGACAAGGCUGGCGCAAAGCUCGACUCUGCUGUUGCCCAGGCCGACAAGAAGUUCUCCGCGACCAAGAGCAACGUUGAGGCAUAUGCCAAGGAUGCCAAGGCCGAAGCCCUGAAGAAGGUCGAUGCUUUUGACAAAAAGAUUGAGGAUGAAGCCGCCAAGGCCAAGAGCGGCAUCUCCAGCUGGUUCGGCGGAAAAUAA